Molecule: messenger RNA, 899 nt
Organism: Brassica oleracea var. oleracea
Lineage: Eukaryota; Viridiplantae; Streptophyta; Magnoliopsida; Brassicales; Brassicaceae
Product: triadin
Source: RefSeq, a predicted model, not a curated record
UGAGUGACAGCGGAGAGAAUCUCCCUCGAAGAAGACGAAGAUGGUCUCUGAUGAUGCGAAAGCUCUGAAGAGAGAGGAGGCUGAGGAAGACAAUAAGAGCUUUGUUAGGAAGAAGCCCACGAACGCCAACAAUGCUGGUUCAGCUUGGAGGAAAUUGAAGAAGGAAGUGAAGGACGAUGAUGAUGAUCAUGAUAAACCGAUCAAGGUCUCGCCCAAAGGCAGAAAGAAGAAGGAGAUUGAUGAAGACGACGAUGAGAAGCCUCUUUCCAAGAGGAAUUCCUCUGUUGGCGUCUCAAAGGAGAGAGAGUUGAAGAAGCAGAGAAGAAAUGUAAAGAAGAAGGAGAAGUAAAAGAAAGUCUUUGAUUUGCCUAGUCAGAAGAGAGACCAACCUGAUGAGAGAGAUCCACUUAGGAUUUUCUACGAGACUCUUCACAAGCAACUUCCUACUAGUGAAAUGGCUAAGAUUUGGUUAAUGGAGUCAGGCUUGCUUCCAGCUGCAGAGGCAAAGAAAGUUCUUGAGAGGAAGUUGCAAAAGACUGGAAAGUUCAGUUCUCCAGCAAAAUCUGCAGCUUCUACCCCAAGAACCCGCUCCAAAUCAGUGAUCGUGAACAAGGAAAUAAGAAAACCAUCAUCUGAAGCUGUGUCAGGCAAAAAGAAAGGAAGUGACUCCAAACCAACCACCAAGAAGCGGAAGAAAGAUUCUGAAGACCACGACUCGCGUGAUGAUUUCUUUGAGCCAAUUAGUUGGAAUUAAUUUUAAGAAUAAAGAGAAAUCACUUUCUCUGGUUUGUAGCUAUCUAAUUGUUUUAUAGAAACUUAAUUUGUGCAUUCUCUCAAAGUCGAAUUAUUUUUUAGGAGUAGUUUGCUGUUUCUAAUGUUGUUGGACCCAAUUGAUAUAU